Anthonomus grandis grandis is the source of this 2625-nucleotide messenger RNA. It is a transcript of the gene Plap, whose product is annotated as phospholipase A-2-activating protein. Gene Ontology annotation, biological process: ubiquitin recycling; proteasome-mediated ubiquitin-dependent protein catabolic process. Gene Ontology annotation, molecular function: ubiquitin binding. The transcript is spliced from 4 exons. NCBI's taxonomy places the organism in Eukaryota, Metazoa, Arthropoda, Insecta, Coleoptera, Curculionidae. Gene Ontology annotation, cellular component: cytoplasm; nucleus. Bases 85 to 2490 code for a protein of 801 amino acids. The record is from RefSeq and is a predicted model, not a curated record.
ACUUGACAGCUAACCUCAAAUUUCUCGGAAAAAAAAAACAAAAAAUCAUCAAAACCAAAAGUAUAAUAAAACUCUAAAAACAAAAUGUCGAAUAAAGAAUUUAAACUUAGCCAGACACUAUACGGACACUCCUUGGACGUAAGAUCUCUUGCAGUCACGUCGCACAACGACAUCAUAAGCGGAUCCCGAGACAAAACCGCGAAAUGUUGGAAAUUCAACUCCUUCCAAAACACUUUCGAGGAAAUCAUGACUUACAAGGACCAAAAGAACUUCGUGGCGAGCGUGUUAUACCUGGACCCCACCGAAGAGUUCCCCGACGGUCUCAUUAUUACCGGAGGAAAUGACAACUUAAUUUUAGUGUAUAAACCAUCGGAGCCCUUUGCUACAUUCACCAUCAAAGACCAUACAAACACCGUGAGUUGCCUGGGUAAAACCAACGAGCCCAACUCGUUUUUAAGCGGUUCCUGGGACACCACCGCCAAAUACAUUAAAAUAUCAGGCACCCCAAACUGUUUGGUAACUUAUACGGGCCAUGCUGCAGCAGUUUGGAGUGUCCUCCAACUGGGCGAUGGUAGAAUAGCUACAGCCAGUGCAGAUAAAACUAUAGGGAUAUGGAGCCAUAAUGGGCAAAAAAUUGUAUCUCUCACAGGUCACACAGACUGCGUAAGAAGCCUUGCGGACUUUCCAGAGCAAAAUAUCUUUAUGAGCGUUGCCAAUGAUGCCUCAAUAAAAGUUUGGUCCUAUGCAGGUGAAAAUAUAAACACCUAUUACGGCCCGACUAAUUACAUUUAUUGUAUAGCAAGGUGUAAACCGGAAGGGCCAAACUGUUUUGUAACAUCUGACGAAGAUCGCACAGUAAUGUUCUGGGAGAAUGGAGAAUGUAAACAAAAAAUAAAGUUGCCCGCUCAGUCCGUUUGGGCUGUAGCUUGCCUGUUUAAUGGCGAUAUUGUAACAGGCAGUAGUGAUGGGGUAGUCAGGGUUUUUACAAGGGAUGAGUCUAGGUAUGCAGAUGAAAUGGCUCUUACUAAGUUUGCUGAAGAAGUUGAAGCUUUGGAGAGGCAGAGUAUGCAAGAGAUUGGAGGGGUGAAGGUGUCAGAUUUGCCUGGAAAGGAAGCACUUUAUGAUCCGGGAAAGAGAAAUGGACAGAUGAAGAUGAUCAGGGAGGAUGGAAAGGUGAUAGCUUACACCUGGAUCCAAGAUGGCGAUAACAGCCACUGGGAAAAAGUGGGAGACGUGAUGGGCGGCACAGACAAAGACUCCUCGGGUAAAACCACGUACGAAGGUAAAUCGUACGAUUUCGUUUUCAGCGUUGACGUGGAGGACGGAAAACCGCCCCUAAAACUCCCUUACAAUAAGGGCGACGACGUGUAUCGGGCGGCACACGCGUUUUUAACCAAAAACUUUUUGCCCGCCGAGUACUUGGAACAGGUGGUAGAUUUUAUAUUGAAAAAUAGCAAGGAGCAGUACGUACCCCCGGCCAGUGAGUACCAGGAUCCUUUUACGGGUGGUAAUAGGUAUACGCCCACUUACCAAGAUAAUUCGGGACAGGUGGGCGUGAAUGUAGACCCAUUUACUGGCGGUAGUAGUUAUGCCACAAGUUCUACAAAACCUGCCUCUAGCUCCACUUCAAUAAGUAGCGGAGGAAAUGCGGACCCUUUUACAGGAGGCUCCAGCUACACCACCAAUGGAAGUUCUUCCACUUUCUUCCCGGUAACCAGUUAUCGCACUUUCGACUCGGGAGAUCCAACGGUGAUCCUCAAAAAGCUCAAAGAGUUCAACUCGCAACUCCCGGAUAACAAUAAGGCGAGCGAAUCGGAUUUGGAAAGUCUGGUGAAAAUAUGCGGAGGUUCAACCGAGGACCGGUCGAGCUACGAAGUGCUUUUUAGGCUCCUAAUGUGGCCCGAGGAUAAAAUCUUUCCCGUUUUGGAUAUAUUACGGAUGGCUGUCAGGCACGAGAUAAACAAUCGGGAAAUUGUGCGUAUGCACGACGGAGGAGUCAUUGAAGGGUUGAAGCGGUUUAUUUCUGGAUCGAAUAAGGUCCCUAAUAACACUAUCGUUGCUCUGAGGGCUUUGUGUAAUCUUUGUGUACACGAGGACGGGGAGAAUUUGAUUUUUGAUAACAGGUUCGAUAUCGUGGAAAACCUAACCUCAUUAAGUCAACUGAAUAAAAACGGUCAGAUAGCUUUGUCCACCCUCCUACUGAACCUGACCGUGAUGAGCGUAAAGAAAAACGACGAUUUGGGCUACUCGAUCUUGUCGCAAGUGCUCCCGGAUAUUUUAACGAAAAUGACCGAUCCCGAGUCGCAUUUUCGCGGUUACGUGGCGAUCGGUACCCUGGUGACGGGGGCCAACUCCCACAAACACGAACUGGUGGCCAAAAUCAAUGAAAACCAGAAUUUUUCGAGCACGUUACAGUUGCACAGUUUCGGGGGCAACGAUUCGGAGACGAAGAGGAGCCACUGCGUCAAGCAGCUGAAGGGUGUGCUUUAGAGAAGAAGAAGAUUCGUGUUUUUCCUCUGUAUAUUCUUUAUUAUUAUUAUUAUUAUUAUAUAAGCUGAAUUAUUUUCCGAUUUGUAAUAAGCGUUUUGGCUAUAUUGUGUUGAAUAAAAGUGAUUUUUGAAUUUC